GCGGCACGAGCGCGGUAUCGCCAGGACUGGACCGCAGAACUCCAGAGCAGGGCCUGCCGAUGCUGCGCGCGCCUCUGUGCUCGGGACCAUGGUUUCCAGGUCAGUGUAGUUUCUGACCAAACCUUUUUCACCAGCUGCCUCUCUCGUUUUUUGUCGCGCUCUAGCGCGCGUUCUUGCGCGUGAGUAACUUUUCCGUCGCCAGUUCUAUGUGAGUUUCGGUACCGUGCGCAGUCCUGCAGCACCAUGGCUGACGCGGCCCGGCAACAUAUGGUAGAAAUAGACCCAGAUUUCGAACCUCUCUCGCGUCCGCGCUCGUGCACUUGGCCGCUGCCUCGACCGGAAUUCGCGAACCCCGCCGACUCCAGCACGUCCUCGCCCGCGCCGUCGGUCAAGCAGGAGCCGUGCAGCAGCGCGGACUUCAUCAGCAAUCUCAGCUCGCUGGAGGAGCACGAGGACUAUCCCGAUAAAAAAGCGCGUGUCUUGUGUGGUGACUUCUCGUGCCAGGAGGCGUGCGUUCAUCAGCAAAGCGCGCAGCAGCCGCAGAUCUCCAGCGCGCAGGCGGCGCACCCGCACCCGCAGCAGGUGUGCGUGCUGACCUCGCCCGCCGCUGUCCAGCGGAAGAGCAGCUCGUCACGACGCAACGCCUGGGGGAAUAUGUCGUACGCGGACCUCAUCACCAAGGCCAUCGAAAGCUCCCCCGAAAAGCGCCUGACUUUGUCGCAGAUUUAUGACUGGAUGGUGAAGAGCGUGCCGUACUUCAAGGACAAGGGAGACAGCAACAGCUCCGCGGGCUGGAAGAACUCAAUUAGGCACAACCUGUCCCUGCACAGUCGUUUUGUGCGAGUGCAGAACGAGGGAACGGGGAAGAGUUCGUGGUGGAUGUUGAACCCUGAGGGGAGUAAGAGUGGCAAAUCGCCGCGCCGCCGCGCCGCUCCAUGGACAACACUGGCAAGUUCGCCAAGAGCCGCGGCCGGCGCGGCCAAGAAGAAAUUGGCUCUGCAGGGCGGCCCUGAUGGAGGUGCAGACAGCCCUGGUUCCCAGUACAGUAAGUGGCCCGGGAGUCCCAACUCCCACAGCAAUGACGACCUCGAGGUGUGGACGACCUUCCGACCCCGCACCAGCUCCAAUGCCAGCACGCUGAGCGGACGACUCUCACCCUUCAUGCCCGAGCAGGAUGACCUGGGCGACUCAGACGUGCACAUGGUCUUCUCGGGUCCCGGCUCCGCGGCCAAAAUGACCUCAACCCUGCCCAGCCUAUCGGAGAUGGCAGGCUCCUUGGGCCACAGCAGCUCUGAGAACGUGAUGGAGAACCUCCUGGACAACCUUAAUCUUCUCUCACCCAAGAACCCUACGGUGGGCUCUGUCGGAGGGCCUGGCUCAGGCGCCAGUCAGUCGUCCCCGUCCUCCCUCAGACAAAGCAGUCCCGGCUACCCCCCCUACACCUCGCCCGGCCUGGCGAGCGUCAGCCAGCAGUGCCUGUACGGUCAGGCAGGCCUGGGCAGCCUCUCCCCUAUGUCCAUGCAGCCGUUGCCGGAGAACAAGCCCAGCUUUGCAUCCGCUCCCGGGGCCAUGGGUCAGUUUACCUGCACAGCAGGACUUCUGAAGGAGCUUCUGACCUCAGACUCCGAGCCGCACGGAGACCUAAUGCCCUCGGUUGAAACGGUUGUCUCUCAGUCUGCUGGCACAGGCGGGCACAUGCUGCCCCCUUACCCCAGCGGGCGGGGUGAACUCAUGAGAGGUGGCGCCUCCCACGGCCACGCCCUGUCCCACCCCCACACCAUUCACGGGCAUGCUCCGCCCACCUCUGUGGCCAUGAAUGGACGCAGUCUGCAUCCUCUGACCAGCAUGGGCCACGGAGGUGUGGCUGGCUGCCUCAGUUCGGUCAAAUCAGCCACGCAGGUGCCGUACAGACCCUCCUGCCACAUGGGGGGAGGUGGAGGGGUGGCUGGAGCACUCUCCACCUACUGCAGCCUCAACAGUAACGGCUACGGCCACGGGCCAGGCUUGGCCCCCGGACAGCCACACCACCCAGAGAAGCUGCCCAGUGAUCUGGACGGCAUGCCUGUCGAACGCUUCGAGUGUGACAUGGAGUCCAUUCUGCAUGACGCACUCAUGGAUGGAGAUUCGCUGGACUUCAACUUUGACCCCAUGGCGAACCAGCAGGGGUUCACCCCACACAGUGUCAAGACCACUCACAGCUGGGUGUCGGGGUAA
Electrophorus electricus (electric eel) is the source of this 2214-nucleotide messenger RNA. RefSeq names its product forkhead box O1 a (gene foxo1a). Gene Ontology annotation, molecular function: RNA polymerase II cis-regulatory region sequence-specific DNA binding; DNA-binding transcription factor activity, RNA polymerase II-specific. The record is from RefSeq and is a predicted model, not a curated record. Lineage: Eukaryota; Metazoa; Chordata; Actinopteri; Gymnotiformes; Gymnotidae. Gene Ontology annotation, biological process: regulation of transcription by RNA polymerase II. Gene Ontology annotation, cellular component: nucleus.